UAUUUCUAAGAUUAAGAUUAAAAUGAUAAAGAAAAAUAUAUUUAUUUUAAUGUUAUUCACAAAUGUAAAAUGUCGUAACUUUGAAGAUUCAUUUAACAUUCUCAUGAAAGACAGUGCAGUUUACUCUAUCGAGGAAUUUCUAGGCCCCGAUGAUUAUGAAAUGAUCGAUGUUAAAGAUAUAAAUAGAGAAAAUAUCGAUGAUAUAUUAUUUGACUUGAAUAAAUUAGCGGAAGAAGAAUAUUAUAAAACUACAAAUACACCACUUGCUGAGGAAACACAAGAUAUCGAAAAUGAUUUUUUGAAGAAAUCUGUUAAAUGUAAUACAGCUGUUGAAAAUACAACAAACCACAUUGUCCAUAAAAGAGAUAUUAUGGUAUCAGCCGAGGAGGUAGAUUACGACUACGAUGAACUAUUGAAUGACUACAUCGGAUCGGAUAAUAAUGGCGAAAUCAUUACAAACGAUGGAGAGGGAAGUCACAUUGCAGUUAAUGAUGUUAUGUGUAUAAUCAAUGAAACGUUAAGACAAUCCCCGAAAGUUAUAAUGGCAAGACUCUGGAAUAAUUUAAAAAUAUGGCUGGUCGUUUAUCUCGUUGUGGCCGUGCCUUUAUGGUGUACUAAAGGUUGGUGUUGUUGCUGUUUAUGCUGCAAGCUGUUGCAACCGCAACGCACUAUACAGGAUGCUAAACAAUACUACAUGACGAAUCCGCCCGGUGUAUUAAAUGUACCCAACUCCGGAGUCAUUUGUUACGAAGCGACUGAACGCGAGAAAGAAAGCUAUGAGAAAUUUGGUCAUAUUAUAAGAACUAUAUAAAACAUAUUUGGAACGCGAGAAGAGAUUAGUUAUA
Messenger RNA from Papilio xuthus (Asian swallowtail), 845 nucleotides. RefSeq lists its product as uncharacterized. Bases 23 to 811 code for a protein of 262 amino acids. The transcript is spliced from 5 exons. The record is from RefSeq and is a predicted model, not a curated record. NCBI's taxonomy places the organism in Eukaryota, Metazoa, Arthropoda, Insecta, Lepidoptera, Papilionidae.